AUGCCUGGAGGAGGAGUAGCACCCGUUGUCAUUACCGGCACGGCGGACACGUCGCGCCUCGAGGCCCCCAUCACUAUGAGGGCCUACUUGAUCUGUGCCUUCGCGGCCUUUGGUGGUAUCUUCUUCGGCUACGACACCGGCUGGAUGGGUGGUGUUCUGGCCAUGAAGUACUUCAUCCGUCAAUACACCGGCCUGCCUUACCCCGACCCAAAUGAUGCCGCUGCUGUCAAGGCUUUCCAUUUGCCCGCAAGCGAUCAGUCUUUGACCACCUCGAUUCUAUCCUGCGGCACCUUUUUCGGCGCUCUCAUCGCCGGGGACAUUGCCGACUUCGUUGGACGUCGAACCACCAUCAUUUCGGGCUGUUUCAUUUUCAGCGUGGGUUGCAUUCUCGAGACUGCUUCCACCGGCCUCGGUGUCAUGUGCGCUGGCCGUGUUAUUUGCGGACUUGGUGUCGGCUUCAUCUCGGCCAUUGUCAUCCUGUACAUGUCCGAAAUCGCACCAAAAGCUGUCCGUGGUGCGGUUGUGGCAGGAUACCAAUUCUGUAUUACAAUCGGUAUCCUCCUAGCCAAUUGUGUUGUCUACGCAACUCAAGACCGCGACGAUACCGGCUCUUACCGAAUCCCAAUCGCUGUCCAAUUCCUCUGGGCUAUCAUCCUGGCCAUUGGUCUCUUCAUCCUGCCAGAGUCUCCUAGAUACUUUGUCAAGAAGGGCAAGCUCGAGUCUGCCGCGCUGGCUCUGUCCAAAGUCCGUGGACAGCCAAUCGAUUCCGACUUUAUCCAGGAUGAGCUGGCUGAGAUCAUUGCCAACCACGAAUACGAGUUGCAGAUCAUCCCACAAACCACAUGGCUAGGCAGCUGGACCAACUGCUUUUCCGGAAAUAUCACAAACGGCAACAGCAACGUCCGUCGUACGGUAGUUGGCAUUCUCAUGCAAAUGAUGCAGCAAUUGACCGGUAUCAACUUCAUCUUCUACUUCGGAACCGUCUUCUUCACCUCCCUCGGCACGAUCAAGAACCCCUUCCUCAUCUCCCUCAUCACGACCCUCGUCAACGUCUGCUCGACUCCCGUCUCCUUUUGGACAGUCGAACGCUUCGGUCGCCGCAAGAUCCUCAUCAUCGGAGGCACGGGGAUGAUCAUCAUGCAAUUCAUCGUUGGUAUCAUUGGUGUUACCGCCGGCAAGAGCUCGAGACAUGACAGUGCUGCUGUCUCGGCCAUGAUUGCCUUCAUCUGCUUCAACAUCUCCUUCUUCGCUGCGAGCUGGGGCCCGUGUGCGUGGGUGGUCGUUGGCGAGAUCUUCCCUCUUCCGAUUCGAUCUCGCGGUGUCGGUAUCUCUACUUCAUCCAAUUGGUUCUGGAAUUGCAUCAUUGCCGUCAUCACUCCUUACUUGGUCGGUACCAACAAAGGUGACGCGAACCUCGGCGCCAAGGUCUUCUUCCUCUGGGGCUCCCUUUGCUGCCUCUCCACCGCCUUUGCAUACUUCCUGGUUCCCGAAACCAAAGGUCUCUCCCUCGAACAGGUCGACAAGAUGAUGGAAGAGACGAACGCCCGGCACUCCGCCGCCUGGAAGCCCCACUCCACCUUCGCCGAGGAGAUGGGUCUCACGCACAAGGGUCUCGCUCUGGACGUGGCACCGGAGGAUGUCCACACUGCCGUUAUUGAAAAAGCGGCCGGUUGA
This is a messenger RNA of Letharia columbiana, 1674 nucleotides long. RefSeq lists its product as uncharacterized. Gene Ontology annotation, molecular function: carbohydrate:proton symporter activity. The record is from RefSeq and is a predicted model, not a curated record. Gene Ontology annotation, biological process: transmembrane transport; carbohydrate transport. Gene Ontology annotation, cellular component: membrane. The transcript has 5 exons. The coding region runs from base 1 to 1674 and encodes 557 amino acids. NCBI's taxonomy places the organism in Eukaryota, Fungi, Ascomycota, Lecanoromycetes, Lecanorales, Parmeliaceae.